Exophiala aquamarina CBS 119918 is the source of this 3039-nucleotide messenger RNA. RefSeq lists its product as uncharacterized. Gene Ontology annotation, cellular component: nucleus. Gene Ontology annotation, molecular function: zinc ion binding; DNA-binding transcription factor activity, RNA polymerase II-specific; sequence-specific DNA binding. The record is from RefSeq and is a predicted model, not a curated record. Bases 1 to 3039 code for a protein of 1012 amino acids. NCBI's taxonomy places the organism in Eukaryota, Fungi, Ascomycota, Eurotiomycetes, Chaetothyriales, Herpotrichiellaceae. The transcript has 4 exons. Gene Ontology annotation, biological process: DNA-templated transcription; positive regulation of transcription by RNA polymerase II.
AUGGGCGACAACGACAACGACAUGGUCACUCCGCAAUCGUUGGACCCUGCCGCAGGAGACCUAUCGACACAUGCCGCCGCAACUUCUCAGACUGAUGCUUCAGGCAACAAAGACGCAAAUAAUCCCUCGGACUCACGUCCAGAGUCACCCAGUGCGGACUCUCCUGACGAAUCUGGUGCGAAGACCUCUGCGCCAUUGCAGAAACGUCGGAGGGUGACUCGAGCCUGUGACGAGUGUAGACGGAAGAAAAUCAAAUGCGACGGCAAACAGCCUUGUACGCAUUGUACGGUAUACAGCUACGGUAAGCCCACUCCCGGAUCAAGUGCACGCUCGUCGAAUCUUGCUGACCUUGUCCCUGUAGAGUGUACAUAUGAUCAACCGUCAAAUCGCCGGCGAAAUCCUGCCCCUCAAUACAUUGAAGCUUUGGAGUCACGCCUACAAAAGGCGGAAGCCGUCUUGCGCACAGUCCUGCCGACCCUUGACCUAGACGACCCGAAAUUCGAUGCUCAUUCUAUCAAGCAGUUAGUCGAGUCCGCCCGCACCAUUCCUCGUCCCGAGCCCAAAGCAGCACCGGGGACACCGAAGCUCGAGGAUGAUGCUCAGUUGCAAUCAAUGGUCGAUCGUACCGGUGCUCUGGAUCUCGACGAUACUGGAAAUUGGGAUUUCCACGGCCACUCUUCAGGCUACGUGUUCAUGCGCAGAUUUCGAGCCCAGUUUGGAGACCAACUUCUUCCUGACUUCAAAACAUUAAACAAAAAUCGCACCAUAUCUCAAGUUCUGGAGUCUCCGAGAUCUGCACAAUCAUCUCCCUAUGACUUCAACCUUCCUGCUGCGAUCGACUUACCACCCAGGGAAGUGGCGAUUGAAUUAUGUUGCAACACUCUUGAUGACUGUUGCGCCUUAAUGCGACCCGUCCAUCGACCGACGUUCUUCAAACGGCUUUACGCACUCUACGAAACUGAACCGGAGCAGUACAACAAUGAACACGUUCAGUUCCUACCCCUUCUCUACGUUGUCAUGGCGGUGGGCUGCUUGUUCUCCAAGACCGAGGACGACAAUACCAUGCUCGAUAUCAAAGGCUACAAGGAGGCAACAGAACAAGGUUACCAAUAUUUCAAUUGCGCCAAACAAAUGCUGGACAUCACAGACUGCCGGGAUCUGGUCUCAUUACAGGCGAUCGUGUUCAUGAUCUUAUUUCUUCAAUCCACCGCAAAACUUCCGACUUGCUACGCCUACGUCGGUAUUGCCUUAAGAGCGUGUUGUCGCUUGGGAUUGCACAGAGUCGUCUCGCAUAAGUUCAAUCCCAUCGAACUGGAAGAGCGGAAAAGAGCAUUCUGGCUCGUUCGAAAGAUGGAUUCAUACGUCGGUGCUGUGCUUGGGCUUCCACAAAUGUUAAGCGACGACGACGCUGACCAAGAGUUCCCGACUGAAGUGGAUGAUGAAUACAUCACCGCAGAGGGCAUUCAAUCAAUGCCGGCAGGGGUAUUCCCACUUUUGAAAGCAACCAACGCUUCUACUCGGUUGACACACACUUUGCGCAAAGUGGUGCGAUACAUAUACCCAAUUAAAGGUUUGGACAGUGUGUCUUUAGACCAGCGGUACACCAUCAGCCACCGUCGAAUACGCGAACUGGAACGGGAUCUUCAAACUUGGAUGGAUGAACUACCUAUGGACUUGAGACCUUCAGAGAGCGCUAACAAGGAAUUAGCCAGGGUACAACAAUUACUUCGAAUCUCCUACGCUCACGUGCAAAUGAUGAUAUACCGACCUUUCUUACAUUAUGUCUCACAGGCAUGUCAAAGCAAGAAUGUCGAUAAGCGAAGUUUUGCUUGUGCGGCUGCUUGUAUCAGUGUCAGCCGGAAUAUCGUUCAUAUCACGAGCGAAAUGAAAAGAAGAGGCCUCUUGGUCGGAUCCUACUGGUUUGUUAUGUAUACCACCUACUUCGCCAUAUUAUCACUUGUAUUCUUUGUUAUCGAGAACCCUAACAGCCCUACCGGGCAAGACAUCCUGAAAGAUGCGACCGAAGGAAGAGAAACGCUCGCCAGUCUUGCGAAGCGGAGCAUGGCCGCGGAUAGAUGCACUCUCAGUUUAUCAGCGCUCUUUGAUGGAUUGCCGACCAAGUUACAAGAGCGGCGAAAUUCUACCAAACCUGUUCCUAGCACCUCUCGCAAACGACCUCCCCCCUCGGCUGAAACAAAGCAGGAGAAGCAACCAACAUCGGGAGUUGCCACUCCAAUCAGUCUUCGGGAGCCUACAGGCCCUCCGGCCCGAGCACGAACAUUCCCCUCCGAUUUUCUUGCAAAGAUCGCGAAACGAAAUUCGAUGCCUGAAGCUCCUGUGAUGGCGAAUUUUCACGACGGCGUCGCCCCGCAGCCUCCUAUGGCCGCCUUUGGAAGCCCUUCAACCGCUUCACCUAUAUCUCCAAGCCUUGACUAUACACCUCAAAUGGCAAAUGCCCAAAUCCCGGAUCUCAAAAACGUCAUGUUCCCAAGCGACAAUCCAUUUGCAUAUCCCAACCAACCGAUAAGUACCCUCGAGUCGUCGGACGGGCAGUUUUCGUUCCAAGACUCUGGGAUGGAUGCGUUUCCCGGGCCCAACGACCACUCCAUGUAUGAUACGCCAACAACAAGCGUUGGCCAAAUGCCACAGCCAUCACCUGCACCCAAUUAUGACUUUUCCUAUCAAAGAGCACUGAACGAGCAUCCAGGGCUGAUGCACGCCUACGGUGGGACCGCCAGCCACUUUAGCACACCUUUGACAGACAUAAUCAUGCAGAACACGUUCGCAGGCGACAACAGCCCCUCCCAUUUCACCCACAUGCCACAUCUCCAAGACCCGAUGACGACGGGGACCCCCGAGAUUUCAGAUCCAGGUAUCUCGCAGAAUUCAGACGAGUACUGGAAUCGACUGCACAAGAACGACGUGGGCAUGAGGACCGGCCUCACGCCCGGUGUUGAGUCGGGCCUGAACGAGUUCUACAACCCCGAGAGCUGGAGUGCAAAUUGGGGCACCGGCCAUCCUUUCCCUAACCCACAGUAG